Glycine soja is the source of this 405-nucleotide messenger RNA. RefSeq names its product probable 60S ribosomal protein L14. Gene Ontology annotation, biological process: ribosomal large subunit biogenesis. Gene Ontology annotation, molecular function: structural constituent of ribosome; RNA binding. Lineage: Eukaryota; Viridiplantae; Streptophyta; Magnoliopsida; Fabales; Fabaceae. Gene Ontology annotation, cellular component: cytosolic large ribosomal subunit. The transcript has 2 exons. The annotation marks the transcript as partial. The record is from RefSeq and is a predicted model, not a curated record.
UUCCUCUCCCUCUCUUUUUCACUCUACGCCACUUCUUCUCUUUCAUAUUGUCGUAUUUUAACUGCGUUUUCUCUGUUUCUUGUUCAGCCUUUCAAGAGGUAUGUUGAGAUCGGGAGGGUUGCCCAAAUCAACUACGGCAAGGAAUAUGGCAGGCUCGUCGUCAUUGUCGAUGUCAUUGACCAGAACAGAGCUCUUGUCGAUGCCCCUGAUAUGGUGAGGUCCCAAGUCAAUUUCAAAAGGCUUUCCCUAACCGACAUUAAGAUUGACAUUAAGAGGGUCCCUAAGAAGAAAGAUCUUGUCAAAGCCAUGGAGGAUGUUGUUUCGUUGCUUUUCUAUCGAUUAUUGUUAUUGUUAAUUUUAUCAUUAGGUUAUAAUUGAAAAUAUUUGUUUAUGUUACUUGUUAAU